This is a messenger RNA of Polistes canadensis, 1032 nucleotides long. Its product is annotated as piggyBac transposable element-derived protein 4-like. NCBI's taxonomy places the organism in Eukaryota, Metazoa, Arthropoda, Insecta, Hymenoptera, Vespidae. Bases 91 to 1032 code for a protein of 313 amino acids. The transcript has a single exon. The record is from RefSeq and is a predicted model, not a curated record.
UUAAACAAAAUUCGAGACGUUAUUGAAGCAUUUGUGGAUACGUUUAGGAGCUCUAUUAGACCUGGUAAAAAUAUCGUCAUCGAUGAAAGUAUGAUUCCAUGGAGAGGACGCCUAGGUUUUAGGCAAUAUAUCCCAGSCAAGCGACAUAAGUACGGCGUAAAGAUAUACAAAUUAUGUUUGCCUGAAGGUUAUACUUAUAAUUUUGAAAUUUAUGCCGGGAGAACUGAAACGAUCAUUGAAAAAUCACAUGCUCAUGAUGUGGUAAUGAGGUUACUAAAUGGCCUAUUCUUUGAGGGCCACAUACUUUUUAUUGAUAAUUAUUAUACAAGUGUCCCUUUGGGAGAAGAACUUUUAGAGAACAGUACAUUUGUUUGUGGUACUAUAAAAAURAACAAAAAAUUUCUACCACCACAGGCAAAACAGAAACAAAAACGUGGGAAAAUUAUGAGUUUCGAAAAUCGUAGCGGUGUAAAAUUUCUUAAAUGGACUGAAAAAAGACCAGUUUGCAUGUUAACUACCGUAAAAAAUCACCAGUGUAAAUUGGUACAAGGAACAAAUGGUAAAGUGAAGCCUGAUGCCGUGUUUGAUUAUAAUGUGGCAAAAAAAGGUGUAGAUAUGUCAGAUCAACUAUCGGCGUAUUACAGUUGUUUACGAAAAACGAUUAAAUGGUACCGAAAAGUAAUUAUACAAUUAAUAUGCGGAACUUCCCUCGUAAAUGCGUGGUAUAUUCACAAAAAAUGGGGGACUAAAAAUAUGAACAUGCUACAGUUUAGGGAAGUUAUCAUUGAUCGCCUUUUAGACAAUAAAGAAAUAAACUGUCAUAUACCUCCAGAUAAACAUAUUCUUCAAUCACACGUGGGGUCGGCAAGAGAGUUCCGUAAACGCUGCAAGGAAUGCUACMAAAAGUUGUCCAAAACGAAGGGCAGAGAUUAUGCCACUGCCAAUACAACAAGAGUAAAGACGUUUUGUGGUCGUUGCGAGGGUCAGCCAGCGCUUUGCUUGAAAUGUUUCAACAAAUUACACAAAAAAUAA